Agelaius phoeniceus (red-winged blackbird) is the source of this 3579-nucleotide messenger RNA. RefSeq names its product NHL repeat containing E3 ubiquitin protein ligase 1 (gene NHLRC1). Gene Ontology annotation, molecular function: protein binding; ubiquitin protein ligase activity. Lineage: Eukaryota; Metazoa; Chordata; Aves; Passeriformes; Icteridae. Gene Ontology annotation, biological process: protein polyubiquitination; proteasome-mediated ubiquitin-dependent protein catabolic process. The record is from RefSeq and is a predicted model, not a curated record.
AUGAAGCAGGUCCAGCAGAGGACCUUAGAGAUGGAUGGGAGACUGGAGCAUCUUGCUUAUGAGGAAAGCCUGAGAGAGCCAUUGUGUAUCCUGGAUAGGAGGCAACUGAGAAGGGACCAUCAAUGCUUGCAAAUAUCUUUAAGGGCAGUUGACAAGAGGAUGGGACAGGACUUUACAGUGGUGCCCGGGGAUGGGAAAAGGGGCAAAAGGCACCAACUGAAACACAGGAAGUUCCAUCUGAAUAUGAGAAAAAUCUUCUCUACUUUGAGGUUGACAGAGCACAGCAACUUCUACCCUUUGCAGCUUGUUUUGAAAGGAAAGCGCUGGGUACAGGGACACUCCGCGGUCCCGGUGGAAUGGGCGGCCCGGGCCCUGCUCCGCCCCCGCUGGCCCGCAGGGGGCGCGCGCCCGCCUCGGCCGCGCUCAGCGCCCGCCCCGCUGGGCCCGGGGAUCCGGGGCCGCCGCGGGGGCUCCGAUCGCUCUCCUCAGGCGGGGAUGGCGGCGGAGGACGAGGCGGAGCUGAGCCUGCUGGAGUGCCGGGUGUGCUUCGAGCCGUACGGCCCCGACGGGCAGCGGCGGCCGCUCAACCUGCCCUGCGGGCACGUCCUCUGCCGGGGCUGCGUGGGGGCCCUGGCCGGCGCCGAGCGCCAGAGGUUGGAGUGUCCCUUCUGCCGGCGGCUCUGCGGGCCCGCCGAGACCAGCGAGUGCCGCCCGCUGCUGCAGCUGCUGGAGCUCCUGGGCCCCGCCGGCGGCGGCCUCGCCUCGGCCCUGGGCAGGAGCGGCGGCGGGACGGCGGCGGCGGCCCCCGCGGGGCUCGGGCUGCGGCUGUGCCUGGGGGGCUGGGGGUCGCUGGUGAACCCCACCGGGGUGGCGGCCUGCCCCGGCUCGGGCCGCCUGGCAGUGGCACACGACGGCAAGAAGAGGAUCCACGUCUUCGGGCCGAGCGGGUUCUGCCUGCGGCGGUUCGGGGAGCGAGGGGACGCGAACAACGACAUCAAGUAUGCGCUCGAUGUGACGGUCACGUCGGACGGACACGUGGUGGUCACCGACGGCGGGGACUGCUCCGUGAAGGCCUUCGAUUCUGAGGGAAGGGGGGUCCUGGCCGUCCGGGAAGGCUUCUGUUUGCCAUGGGGCUUGGAUGCCACCGCCAAGAGCGAAGUAAUCCUGACCGACUCGGAGGCUGGCGCGCUGUACCGCUUGGCGGCCGACUUCCAAAGGGGGGAAUUAAAGAAGUGUCAGAUGAUCCGGUCUCGGCUUGUCAGCCCCAGAGCUGUUGCUGUCUGCCAGAGCUCGGGUGCUGUCGUGGUGGUAGAGCACCUGAAAGCUCGAGGAGCGAGCAAGGGCAGCAGCCGAGUGACGAUAUUCAGUGCGGAGAUGGAUCUCAUCGGCCAGAUGGACAGCUUCGGUCUGAACCUCGUUUUCCCCUCCAGAAUAUAUGCUACGGCUGUGGCCUUUGACAGAGAAGGUCGUGUUAUAGUAACGGAUGUUUGUAGCCAGGCUGUCAUAUGCUUAGGGAAACCUGAGGAAUUUCCCAGCUUUAACCCUCUAAUUAGCCACGGGCUUUCUUAUCCUGUCGGACUGACUUACACGGCUAACGAUUCCCUCGUCGUUUUAGACAGUGGUGAUCAUUCAGUGAAAGUAUAUAGCUCUACCUGAGUGGGCUUAAAUGCUUCCUGCUGCAGGCUCAAGCUGCUUCUGGCCAUAAAGCGUGCGGAGUUCUGGAGUUUGUAGGAGUGGAGGGAGGAGGCGGUUUUUUGGGCUUUGAGUGUGAAAUCACCCUCUGACCAACACACAGUGCUUCCUGCAAAACUUGUGUCACGUCCCUUGCCUACCUGUGGGAGAGGACCUGGCUAUUGCUGCCUGUAGCCAACAACUAAUCAACCAAACAAAUCACUUAGCAUUUUAAAACUAUUCCAUGCCUUGACAACCAAGUGGUUUUGGGGUUUUUGACACGUAAUCAAAGACCAGCACGUGUGCAAGUAAUGCAUCAUUUAUUUACAUUUCCCAGCACAUAGUUACCAGUAUGCUUAAUUAAGUAUAGAUACACUCCUGACAGAACUGUUUCCAGGGACUGUGCACAAGGAAGGAGAUUGCCUUGACAGCAUGAUAGGAGAAAUUGAAGCCUCCAUUCAAGGUUGCAUAAAUCCAGCUAAAAUCAUUGUGAUGGAGGAGCCACCACUGAUGAGUGAGUUAUGAGAAGUGAAAUCAUGUUCAAAGUCUAUUUUUUCCAGGAAAAUGCAUUUCUGGGGGCACUCUUUUCUCUGCUAGUUUAUUCCCACCUUUAGUAAGGUUGUACUGGAGCACUUUGUCUUCCUCUAAAGUGCCCAAGUCUGUGUCUUAACCUGGAGAUAAUCUGGUGUGUGGUUACACAGCGUGGGCUGCUUGCCUAAAAGCCUCUUGAAGUAUUCACGUUUAGACCACAAGUACUCCUGCAUUAUGUAAGUUUGAGUUGGCUCUGCUGCUAACACGGCUACAUGUAGGAGGUUUUCAGCACUACCUGCCCCUGUUUUGCCAUUAAUAUGGUGUUUUUGCACUCCCAAACCCCAGAAUUCAACUGCAAAUUGAAAUGUUAGUGAGAGGUAAACCUCUUUUUUGUAGCUUCCAAAUGAGAUUUUGUUGAUUGCGAACACACAGGAGAUUUAGAUCAGUUUAUAUUCUCUUGUUUUACUCACAGUGAUACUAUAUUCUCAUUUAUAUUAUCACAGUUUUACUGUGGACACAGGUCCUUUUGCCUUAUUUCAUAGUGGAAAUUAGGGUAUAUAGGACUUAUUUUGAGAAGGAUUUAAUACCCCCACUAGAAGUCACUGCUGCAUUUUUAGGCAUUUAUGUGCUGCUAAAAUGAUUACUUAGUUCAGCAUUAAAAUGAAGUUAGAUAUAAAUGUGAAUGCUAUCUGAAGUAGAGAUGAGUAGGUUAAAAUGGCAUAAAACUUUUGGGGUAAUUUCUUUUUUUAAGUAAGUGAAGUCAUUAAUAUUAACUAAUGUAAUUUGAAAUUCACAGGCAUUCUAUCAGUAAAUUUUUUAUCUGGCUUUUGGUCUGACUUCAGGGCAUUUAAUAACUGCAUGUGUUACAGCACCCGUGAUUUGCCAAAUACUUGCAUUAAAUUGGAGCAGUUUAGCCCUCUAAUUCAGCCAAUGUGUUAAUCUGUCUCAUGUCAGCAUUUAUAUAAACAAACCAAAUCUAUUAAUUGCAGCUAUUUGUAAAGGGUAAUUGAACAGUGACCUGACAAUAAAGUGUGAUUUGCUUACUUCUAUAUUUUAAUAACUUAGUGAUAAUUCCUCAUGUUUUUUCAUCACAUUUCCUUGUUACAACACCAUUUCUGUAUUGCUGUUGCCCUGUAGAUGUUUUUUUCUUCUAUUUGGUGAUAUCCUGCAGAAAUUGCUGUAGAGUCAUUUUUUGCUAUUGAAAAUUAUAUGGAUGUGCAAAGUUGGUAUUUUUCAGCCUCCUCUACUGCCUAGCCAGAGAGCAAGUGCCUUUGGAAGAACCAGAAAUCCUCCUUGGCUGUUCUGCAGUGUGAGCUGUAUGGCCCUGAGCAGGAGCCCAGCAGGGAGGUCAGGAAGGAAAUUUGCUCAGAGAAGGAG